Messenger RNA from Aspergillus caelatus, 705 nucleotides. Its product is annotated as HET-domain-containing protein. The coding region runs from base 1 to 705 and encodes 234 amino acids. The transcript has a single exon. Lineage: Eukaryota; Fungi; Ascomycota; Eurotiomycetes; Eurotiales; Aspergillaceae. The record is from RefSeq and is a predicted model, not a curated record.
AUGCGUUUACUGAGCACCCAUAAGAUCGAAUUGGUGGAAUUUCCGCCAGACCGCAUCCCCGACUAUGCAAUCCUGUCCCACACCUGGGGAGAGGAGGAAAUUCUUUUCACAGAUAUGCAAAAUCACACCGGACACACAAAAUCUUCGUGGUCAAAGGUUCAAGGAGCAUGUGCACAAGCGCGAGCCGAUGGGUUUGGCUACAUCUGGAUUGAUACCUGCUGCAUCGACAAGAGUAGCAGUGCGGAGCUAUCCGAGGCGAUUAAUUCCAUGUUCACAUGGUAUGCCAACGCUGCGGUCUGUUACGCGUAUCUGUCCGAUGUCAUAGUCCAUAAUAAAGUAGAAUUGGGUUUGACUGAGUUUGAACAAAGCAGAUGGUUCACUCAUGGAUGGACCCUACAAGAGCUGCUGGCGCCCUCCGAGGUUGUGUUUUUCUCAAAAGACUGGGUUCGCUUUGGAGAGCGAUGCAGCUUAGCUCCCAGGCUGACGAAUAUCACACGUAUCGACGAGGCCGUUCUAAGUCGUGAGUUACCGGGUUUUGAAAAGAGCAUAGCGCAACGCAUGUCAUGGGCUGCUAGGCGUCAAACUACCCGGCCAGAGGACAUGGCCUACUGCCUGAUGGGAAUAUUUUCUGUCAACAUGCCUAUGCUAUACGGCGAGGGAGGAGGAAAAGCUUUUCUUCGCCUACAGGAAGAGAUCAUGAAGUAA